UCACGGGGCUUCUGUGAGCUUUGCAGUAUCAAAGUGGCGCCGAGUGUGUCUGUGUGUGCUGCUAGUUACUACAUGUCAUGUCAUAUGUCUGUCACACUCAUGUUCAUCUGUCGAGCGAACUGUCUACCUCGAGAAGAGUGUUGAAAGUGUACACAGCCCUCCCACCUGAGAGCCUUCACUGUCCUGCUCCUGUUAGCUGCCUGUAGCCUGCUAACUGCUACAGGUAACCUAGCUAGCCCCAAGUGCUGCUGGAAGCUGCCUGCGACGAGCUAAUGUUAACGGCAGCAGACAGACAGGCACGUCCUGCAUGUUUUCAGUAGACAGCUGCUGCUAUCAGUGGCACUAUGCCCGCAGCUACUGUGGAUCACAGCCAAAGAAUAUGUGAGGUUUGGGCCAACAACCUGGAGGAGGAGCUGAAGAGGAUCCGACAUGUCAUCCGAAAAUACAACUAUAUUGCUAUGGACACAGAGUUCCCAGGUGUAGUAGCCAGACCAAUAGGAGAGUUCAGAAGCAAUGCCGACUAUCAGUACCAGUUACUGCGCUGUAAUGUGGACCUGCUCAAGAUAAUCCAGCUGGGCCUCACAUUUAUGAACGAACAAGGGGAAUACCCUCCAGGAACAUCAACAUGGCAAUUCAACUUCAAGUUUAACCUCACAGAAGACAUGUAUGCACAGGACUCCAUUGAGCUCCUGACCACUUCAGGGAUUCAAUUUAAGAAACAUGAGGAUGAAGGCAUCGAGACGCUGUACUUCGCAGAGCUGCUGAUGACAUCGGGAGUGGUGCUCUGUGAUGGGGUCAAGUGGCUGUCUUUUCACAGUGGCUAUGACUUUGGAUACCUGAUCAAGAUUCUGUCCAACGCUAACCUGCCUGAGGAGGAGGUGGACUUUUUUGAGAUUCUUCGCUUGUACUUUCCAGUCAUUUAUGAUGUCAAGUACCUCAUGAAGAGCUGUAAAAACCUGAAGGGCGGGCUGCAGGAAGUAGCUGAGCAGCUGGAGCUGGAGAGGAUCGGACCACAGCAUCAGGCCGGCUCUGACUCUUUACUCACAGGCAUGGCUUUCUUCAAAAUGAGAGAGAUGUUCUUCGAGGAUCAUAUCGAUGAUGCAAAGUACUGUGGUCACUUGUACGGGCUGGGCUCCGGCUCGGCCUACGUCCAGAACGGAACGGGGAAUGCUUACGAAGAGGAGGCUAACAAACAGCAGUCGUGACAUCACUCUGAAACUCUCCCAUCCUGCGGGUCAACAUGCACAAUCAGUGCGGCACUGAAGCCAGGCUUCGCCAAUCGGAUGAUAAUAAUGGAAGAACACAGAAAACAUACGCACAUUUAGCAAGCUUCUUUUCAUAGGCUGAAUAUGAUGGUCAUAAAAAAAACAGCUGUCCUCCUCACACAUGCCUCUGAUGGCUGCGUGUGUGUGUGUGAGUUUAGUCUUUAUUCCUAAGAAGCAUUGUAGGCAGCCUGGUUGGAUCAGUUCACUUUAACUUGCUUGAAAAGAUGGGAUUUUAGUUUUCCUAAAAUGUUCUGUAGACAAAUGUUUUGCACUUUAAAGCUCUAACCUGAUUUUAUAUGGAAAGCUGUUUCUGGUGUCUCUCUCUUCUCUUUGUUGCCUUCUCUGCGUUCCAGUUUUACAUUGUGAACAUGUAAACCUGUACUUCACGACAGCCACUCUCACCACGCUCAGCCUUAAUAUUAGCAGCAUUCUUUAUCUUUUAAACUUUAUUUAAAUUGUGCUUGUUAUCUGAGAUUGAACAAAUUCAGAAAUAAGUCAUUUGAUCUCUGGUAGGAUGAUGAGAAAGGGAGCUCUCAGUGAGUCUGUUUACGUGCACAUGAAUAUCUCAUUGACUUUUUUUUUUUUUGCCAUUUGUUCAUAUAACGAUGUUAUAAUGACGUAAACAAGAUCUAAUCCCACUGUGAGUAGCCUUUAACAAGCUGGAUUAUUUUAUUUAUACGUAGAUAGUAUACUAAAAGAAGUGAACACCA
Messenger RNA from Acanthopagrus latus (yellowfin seabream), 1975 nucleotides. RefSeq names its product CCR4-NOT transcription complex, subunit 7 (gene cnot7). The transcript is spliced from 7 exons. The record is from RefSeq and is a predicted model, not a curated record. Gene Ontology annotation, molecular function: nucleic acid binding; poly(A)-specific ribonuclease activity. Gene Ontology annotation, cellular component: CCR4-NOT core complex; CCR4-NOT complex; P-body. The coding region runs from base 345 to 1205 and encodes 286 amino acids. Lineage: Eukaryota; Metazoa; Chordata; Actinopteri; Spariformes; Sparidae.